This is a messenger RNA of Cucurbita maxima (winter squash), 1108 nucleotides long. Its product is annotated as plant cysteine oxidase 4-like. Lineage: Eukaryota; Viridiplantae; Streptophyta; Magnoliopsida; Cucurbitales; Cucurbitaceae. The record is from RefSeq and is a predicted model, not a curated record. Gene Ontology annotation, molecular function: oxidoreductase activity, acting on single donors with incorporation of molecular oxygen, incorporation of two atoms of oxygen. Bases 152 to 898 code for a protein of 248 amino acids. The transcript is spliced from 6 exons.
AAAUAAACACCAUGCGACGCAGCCGUAUUCCACGGUUGAAACCUCGCCGAUUGCGGCAACCGGUGGCUCCUCGCCGUCCUUCCUCAGAUAAGGUUCUGACUCUGCUUGAGCGGUCCAUUAACAAAAACAUCUUGUAUACACUCCUGAAAGUAUGCCCAUAGUUCAAAAAUUGUACGAUGCUUGCAAGGCAUCAUUUUCUACCAGUGUUCCGGUGUCAGAAGAGGCUCUGCAGAAGGUCAUUACUCUCUUAGAUGAACUGAAGCCAUCUAAUGUGGGUCUCGAACGAGAGUCGCAGUUAGCUCGUGGUUGGAAAGGUUCACUGAAUGUUACUAAUGGGAAGAAAGGUCGAAAGGGCGCACACCAAUAUCCACCAACUAUACAAUAUCUACACUUGCAUGAAUGUGAUAGAUUCUCGAUCGGAAUCUUUUGCAUGCCUCCAGGUUCUAUCAUUCCACUUCAUAAUCAUCCUGGAAUGACUGUAUUGAGCAAGCUUCUAUAUGGUGCAUUACAUGUACGAUCAUAUGAUUGGCUUGAUCUGCCUGAGUUCAUAGAUCUGUCUCAAGCCAGACCUGCAAAACUAGUUAGGGACUGUGAGAUGAUUGCACCUUGUGGAACUACAAUUCUUUAUCCAGAUCGAGGUGGCAACAUUCAUCAUUUCAAAGCCAUAACUCCCUGCGCAAUCUUCGACAUUCUUUCACCGCCUUACUCGUCUGCAGAUGGGCGACACUGCUCUUAUUUCCGGAGGUCACCUAGGCGAGAGAUUUCAGGUCUUGACCAACUGUGUGGAACUGAAACCGGUCCCUCAGAAGUUACUUGGUUGGACGAGAUUCAGCCACCUGAAAACUUCGUGGUCCGGCGGGGCCUGUACAAAGGCCCCAUUAUUAGACAAUGGAGUUAAUACUGUAGAGCAUCAUUUAGUGGGAUUGGCUCGAAAAAUCAACGAACCAUCCAGUUAAACUACACCAGCGAUUCUUAACUGGUUCAAUAAUUGUAUGUUAAGAAUACUGAGGAGGGAGUCUUCUUCGAUGUAAUUGAAUUGUAUAAUUGAAAGUUAAGAAAAAGACUGAAUAAUAAAUGAAAAAUGUCUGUGGUAGAAGAUUGUAACGCU